AUGGACAGCGCCCAGAUCGCGCUCUCCCCGUCGGUGGCCGAGGCGAUAUCGCGCGGCGCCGUCGUCGAGCAGCUCCGCGGCCGCGACGCGUUUCGCGACGAGGACGACGCGUCGUCGGUGUGCACACCGGCGCCGGACGACGGCCCGCGCCUUCGUGCGGAGGCGGCCGCGGCGGCCUGGCAGGCGGUCGCCGCGGCUGCUGAUCGCGUCGCGGCGGCGGCGACGGCGGACGCGGCGGCGCAACGGCUCCGCGCCGACGCGCUCGAGCGGCAAGUGGAAGAGGCGGUCUCCGAGCCGCCCGCGCCAGCCCCGGCGCCGGCGCCGCCGCGCGCCGAGGCGCCCGCGCCUCCGAGGCCGCUCGCGAGCCCGGCGAAGCUACCCCUCGCGCGCGAGGCGCCGGCGCCGGCGCGGCCGCGUCCGCCGUCGCCGCCGCCGCAGGCAACGACCGCCACGCAGACGCCCGCCGACGACCGCGCGCGACUCAAGCGGGCAAUCGCCAGCCUCGAGCGAGAUCUGGACGCGCGCGAAGCCGAAGCGAAGCGCCGCGAGCAGCUCCUCGUGAAAGCCAAGGGCGAGAUCCACGCGCUCACGUACGAGCUGCUCGGGAUGCGGGCGCGCGCGGCCGACGCCACGGAGGCCCUGGAGCAGGCAAGGACCGCGGCGGCCGCCGCCGAGGCCUACGCGCGGCGGCGGAUGGAGGAACGGCUGCCGAAGCCGGAGCCCGCGCCGCAACCUCAACCGGUUCCGGUACGACGACGGCCAUCCUCGGCGAGCACGGCGAUCUACAACCGCGACACGACCUGGGCGUACCUCAAGAAGGGCCGCGGCACGAGCGUCGUCGACGGCCGGCGGCGGUCUAUUAACAGGAGCCACCGGGCGUCGGCGGCGCGCGAGACGCCGUACGGGGCCUACCACGUCGACACGGACAGCGUGCCCCCGAAGCUCCACGGCCUCGGGUUCCGAAGAAAGCCGGCGACGCGCCAGGCGCCGAUGGAGUACGUCCGUGGGCCGCGGUCGCCUGCGAGGCCGCGGCCCCGGCCGGCGUCGGCGCCGUCGCGGCGGCGGCCGCUCCCCUACGAGGACCCGGACUCGGAUGACUCCCUGCGCGUGGACCCCGAGCACACGUCGCCGUGGGUGAAGAGCCUUUCCGUGAAGGUGCGGCUAAGCAGUCCGGACUAG
Messenger RNA from Pelagomonas calceolata, 1179 nucleotides. The record is from the annotation of a GenBank genome assembly. NCBI's taxonomy places the organism in Eukaryota, Pelagophyceae, Pelagomonadales, Pelagomonadaceae.